Molecule: messenger RNA, 808 nt
Organism: Tigriopus californicus
Lineage: Eukaryota; Metazoa; Arthropoda; Copepoda; Harpacticoida; Harpacticidae
Exons: 2
Coding region: 179-676 (165 amino acids)
Source: RefSeq, a predicted model, not a curated record
AGGAAACUGGGGUUGAACUCUAUGUGGCCGUGUUUUCCGAGGGGUGAAUGGAACUUGGUUGGGCCAACAUUGAGAGCAGGGGUAGAUGCCUUGAGUCAUAUAAAUAGAGGGAUGAAUUUAGGCAUCAGUAUCAGUAGCCUUACUCAGCGCAACCAGUCAAACCAAACAAACAAUCAACAUGAACAAGUUCUUGAUCAUCUGUUCUCUUCUCGUCAUCUCCUCAAUGAUGACCGAGGCCAUCUUUGAUGGAGGCAUCAUCUCCAUUCCCGCCGGACUUGCUCUAGCGGGUAUUGUGGGUCUCAAGGUCGCCGGAGGCAUCGGAUUCGGUGCCGGAGUUUUGGCCUCUCGUGGUGGCCGUCGUGGUGGUCUUCGCUUUGGCCGAUCGGUCGAGUCCAUCGAAGACCGUUUCCUCCAAGCCAGUGUGGAUGAUGCCGAUGAUUGCGCUAAGAAAUUGGUGUGCAUGGUCAACGCCACUCCUGAGGAAUCCAUGACUGCCGAGGAGAAGGUUGUCGCCGAGAUGUUCGGUUACCAAGAUGAGAUCAAUGUGUCUAAGAGCUCUGUUGAGUUUGAUUUGGCUGCUCUUGUGGGUCGUAAGGCUGGUCCCGCCCAGUGCAAGUCAAUCUAUGCCCGUUGCCCUCACAAUCAAAAGUACCUGAUUGAGGUGCUUGGGGCUUAGGUUCGAAGUUGCAUUGCUGAAGUUCAAAGAAAGCAAAGUUAUGUUUUACAAUUGUCAUUUUAUCGAAACCAAAAAUUCAAAAUCCAAUAAAGAAAGACGAACUUGCUGUUCGAUGUAUUAAAAAGGUUAAAA